Molecule: messenger RNA, 1512 nt
Organism: Trichobilharzia regenti
Lineage: Eukaryota; Metazoa; Platyhelminthes; Trematoda; Strigeidida; Schistosomatidae
Source: the annotation of a GenBank genome assembly
CAUUGAAGCACCCUGAGAUAUCAGACAAGUGGCUGCGUUGCGAAUUUGAAGGAUGAUGUAGGAUCAUCCAGUUGACUUUAUUUUGUGGAUUGCUUUGGGAAUUUUACACGAUUACUACUAAUAUAAUAUUUCACACUUAUAACCACUUGAUUUUUAACGUAAUAUAAUGAAUCCUUUAUCUCAUCAGCACAGUAGUGUAGCUAGUAUUGGUAGUCUUUUGGGUAAUUUACCUUUACAUGGUGAUUCAAAUUUGACGCAAAAAACUCCACAACUCAUCCCUGGGAAUUCAGUCAAUCUCAGUUUACAUGGAUCUGAUAAUCCAAUCAGUAUUCCUGGUCGUACACCGUGUACACCAAUAAAUUUAUCCACACCAUUACAAGACAGAGAUGGUGCGAUUCCAGUACCCCAGUUACAGAAUAUUGUUUGCACUGUUUAUUUGGGGUGUAAGUUAAACCUGAAGAAUAUUGCACUCAGUGCCAGGAAUGCUGAAUACAACCCGAAACGUUUUGCUGCUGUUAUAAUGCGUAUUCGUGAGCCACGAACAACUGCUCUGAUUUUCUCCUCUGGUAAAAUGGUAUGUACAGGAGCAAAAAGUGAAGAACAAGCAAGGCUGGCAGCUAGAAAAUAUGCUCGUAUUAUUCAAAGACUUGGAUUCGAGGCUCAUUUCAAAGAAUUUAAAAUUCAAAAUAUGGUUGGUUCAUGUGAUGUACGCUUUCAUAUUCGUCUUGAAGGCUUAGUAUUAUCACAAGGACAGUUUGCAACUUACGAAAUUCCCGCAUUACUUUGACACGAUUUUCUGUUUUAAUAUGGACUAUGAACCAGAACUAUUCCCUGGUCUGAUUUAUCGGAUGACUAAACCAAAAAUUGUCCUACUUGUCUUUGUCUCUGGAAAGAUUGUCUUAACAGGUGCAAAAGUUCGUGAAGAAAUUUACGAAGCCUUCAACAAUAUAUAUCCUAUAUUAAAAAAUUUUAAAAAAUCUGAUAAGGAUCCUAGAAUUAUUACCUCAUCAAAUUAUAUGCAUCCAUUAACUUGAACGUUUUUAAAAAUGCAACAGAAUUUUAAAAAAUAAAAAUAAAAGAUUAUUUUUUCAUCCGACCUGCCAACCGCCAACCCUACACCUACUCCAACCCACAACCACAAACACCAUCACUAUUUCUUUUUGACAUUAUGUCACAUCACCUUGCACAAACACAUAAAUACACCGACUUCUUUGUUUUUGUUUUGUCUUCUGCGUGGGGGAUUUUAACUUCCCUCGCUAAUUUUUGUUUUUCGACAACAGCAAUAACAACAAAAAUAACAGAGGAAAAGAGAAAUAGCAAUGUCUAUUUAAUCGUCAAUGGACAAUACAUUUUUAUCCUUAGAAGUGAUUUUAUGUGUGUGUGUUUGUAUGUGUGUGUGUGUGUCUGUGUAGCAAAACAUUUUGUACAUUUUUUCUAAAAUGGUCCUGCCUUUAUUUGUUUGUGUAUACCAUUUUAAUAUGUAAUUUAUUAUAUAUAUAUAUAUAUAUAUAU